Molecule: messenger RNA, 360 nt
Organism: Fulvia fulva
Lineage: Eukaryota; Fungi; Ascomycota; Dothideomycetes; Mycosphaerellales; Mycosphaerellaceae
Exons: 2
Coding region: 1-360 (119 amino acids)
Source: RefSeq, a predicted model, not a curated record
AUGGGCCAAGGCAGCUUGCUCACGUUAUCUGCCUUUGAGGGCAUGAGGAAACUUGCGGACGGGUCCACCAUCCAAGACCAGAUAGCUGCCUCUAACUUGAGCGAGGAUCACAUCAUGGACAUCCUGCGCAGCGCAUGGUGGACUAGACUGUGGGUAUACCAGGAAGCGAUGCUUGCAAAGAUCCCCAUCGUGCACUCAGGCUCAGCGCAGAUACCCUUCUGGACUCUGAUUCGAGGGCUGAGGGCUGUGCGACACGCAGCUCUCAACGGCUGGUUCCCUUUAGCACAAAGAGACCAAUGGGUCAUGCAGCUUGACGCGGUCAUCCACAGCUACAACGUCCAGCUUCGAUGUUUCAGAUGA